GGGCUUGAAAAAUCAGGAAGUUUUUGUGUUGCAGUGUUGGAAUUUUUUAAAGUUUCCUAAUUUUUAAUUGAAAAUGCUGUUGAUUUGAUCCACGUUUUUGAGGCAUUGGUAGAUUUGUGGGAUAUUCAGUGUGGUUUUUUUCUGAGAACAUUUGGGGCACAACCUUUGGGCUAGAAAACAAUUUGGGAUUAUUUGUGCUGACAUUUUUUAUGUCUUCCCGGAAUGGGCCUGAUUUUUCGCAAAAAUCGGAAAUUCGAUUGAUUUUUUCAAAGUUUUCUGAUACAUCGGUUGAAAUGUGGGAUAUUAUCAAGGACUCCUUUGAGUCCGAAAACGAGUUGACGCUGCCGGAACGCUGCGUGUCCGACCGUUUUUGGCCAGAUUUCUUCACAAAAUGUUCCCGUUUCGCGCCAAUGGGAAUGGAUGGACAAUUGUCACCCCUGAACGGAGUUGUUCGUGAUUUGCCGAGAAAACCGUUGAAGGAAUGUUUGUUCACCGUCAAAGACUCCGGCUUGGUUUUGCCGCAUGACACGGCGAGGAAGACGAAGCAGAGUGGGAAUGGAAGUCGUAGCAAGGUGCGAAGCGCGAAACGGAACCGCCGAAGUGGCGCCUGGGAGGACGCCACAGCUGCCGCCGCGUGGACAGAGCAGCAGUUGCCGACGGCGGCGGCGGCAGUGUCCACUUCCGCCCCAACUUCCCCGUCCAUGGUUAUCCUGCGGGUCACGCCGCCGGGGUCCCCGUUGUCAACGAGGGUGGCCACCCUAAACGACGGCAACCCGUCGUCGGACAUUCACCAGCAUUUGCAGUCCAUGUUGCAUCUCUUGCGUUCGGAAGAUACUUUGAAAAUGGCCGUGAAGUUGGAGUCGGCGCAUGAGGGAAGAACCCGGUACCUCGCUGUCGUGGCUUACGGAGAGGAGAGCAUACUGCUGGGAAUGGAUUGCCGAAUUUUAGAAACUACCUCAAUUGGACUCUGUUUGCGAUUACUUGCCGAUACAGCCAUUACGCUCGACGGUGACGGGGGGUUUCGAGUCAGCACCGCAGGCAGGAAUCACAUUUUCAAGCCAGUUUCCGUUCAGGCCAUGUGGUCGGCCCUACAAACGUUGCACAAAUCCUGCGGCGCCGCGCGACAGCGCAACUUCUUUUUUGGCGGCGGAUCUCACGAGUGGGCCAAGAGUUACGAAAGUGCGCCAGUCCGUUCCGACCGGUCCUGCAUCAACGAGUGGAACGCCAUGGACGAUCUCGAGAGCCGUCGGCCGCCGAGUCCAGACUCGUUGCUGUCCCGAUUGCGGCCCGGAGUGGCCCAGCGCCAAGAGACGGAGGGCAUGAUCAGGGCCAAGCUCAAGGAGAUCAUGAUGUCGGUGGACCUGGACCAGGUGACGAGCAAGUCCAUCAGGAUCAGGCUGGAGCGAGAGAUGAACUUCGACUUGGCCGACUACAAGAGUUUCAUUGACCAGGAAAUGAUUACGAUUUUGGGACAGAUGGACCAGGCCACGGAGAUUUUCUCACAUUUGUACUUGGGGUCCGAGUGGAACGCGUCCAAUUUGGAGGAACUGCAGAGGAAUGGGAUCACGCACAUACUGAACGUGACGAGAGAAAUCGACAACUUUUUCCCGGGAAUCUUUGAGUACUACAAUGUUCGAGUUUAUGACGACGAAGCUACGCAACUGCUCAAGUACUGGGACGACACCUACAAGUACAUAACCCGCGCC
Messenger RNA from Notodromas monacha, 1706 nucleotides. The record is from the annotation of a GenBank genome assembly. NCBI's taxonomy places the organism in Eukaryota, Metazoa, Arthropoda, Ostracoda, Podocopida, Cyprididae.